GUCUGAAGAAAAGCACAACAAAGGAGCGCUGCGAGCAACAAUUGGAUAUAAAUUAAACAUUGGGACCUAAGAAUUCUUAGUCUAUACUACGACAUGACGGACCCGGCACCGGCCACCAAAUGUGAUGAAGCGAUUGCAAAGUUGAAGGAAUUUGGCUAUGCAUUCGAUGAAGGUGGUGUACUGCGUCAGAUCGAUCCAGCCACUGGGAAACCGGGCAAGGAGCCGUACACCUACGACAUUAAGGAUGAUGCCGACGAUAAUGAGAAGCAUUAUCAGAAUCUUGCUGAGCAAAUACCGAACAUUAUCUAUGCGCUGCUGGAGAAGAGUGGCCUGAGUCGCACCUACGUACCCUUUGGCAAGCCUCCAGAUCGCUCGUCCUUUGUGUACUCCCAACCAGCGAAGUUGGCGCAGUCUAAGAAGUUACUCGUGCUCAUUCAUGGCAGCGGAGAAGUCCGAGCGGGACAAUGGGCAAGGAGCCUUAUCAUCAACAAUUCUUUGGAUCAUGGAUCUCAGAUGCCGUACAUACGACAGGCACAAAAACUGGGCUAUGAUAUCCUAAUCACCAAUACAAACGAUUGCAGACGGUUUUAUAAUGGUAAAGCGAAUCCCAUUAAGGGCGUGGAGACUUCCACAGAGCAUGCCAAGUAUGUGUGGAAGAAUAUUGUAUUGCCAUCGGACCCAGAGAGUGUGGCCAUAGUAGCACAUAGCUAUGGAGGCUACGUGACCAUCGAUUUGGUGAAUAACUUUUUGGACUUCUUCAAGGAGAAGGUCUUUGCAAUCGCUCUCACUGAUGCGGUUAUUGGUAGUCCUCAGUCCAACUGCGAGAAUUACCUGCAGGAAGUGACCUGUGAUUGGGUGACAAGCAACUCUCCGCUGGACACGCCAAUUUCCUCAACAAGGGAUAAAAUACGACGUGUUUCGGCUGGUCAUACCAAGCAUGAGUGGACCUCGUACUCAGCCAUGGAUUCCGUCUUCAAAUUCUUUGAGGAAAAGUAUGAGCAACGUACGAAAGUCAAGUGACAAGGAGACAUCCCUAUCAUGCAGCAUUUUUAUACAUAUAUCUUGAAGAUGUGAAUAUAAAUUAUAUUUUACCGCCUGA
This is a messenger RNA of Drosophila persimilis, 1099 nucleotides long. Its product is annotated as FAM172 family protein homolog CG10038. Bases 94 to 1020 code for a protein of 308 amino acids. Gene Ontology annotation, molecular function: siRNA binding. Gene Ontology annotation, cellular component: nucleus. The record is from RefSeq and is a predicted model, not a curated record. Lineage: Eukaryota; Metazoa; Arthropoda; Insecta; Diptera; Drosophilidae. The transcript is spliced from 6 exons. Gene Ontology annotation, biological process: regulatory ncRNA-mediated heterochromatin formation.